Messenger RNA from Corticium candelabrum, 1069 nucleotides. Its product is annotated as syntaxin-1A-like. Gene Ontology annotation, molecular function: SNARE binding; SNAP receptor activity. NCBI's taxonomy places the organism in Eukaryota, Metazoa, Porifera, Homoscleromorpha, Homosclerophorida, Plakinidae. Bases 56 to 937 code for a protein of 293 amino acids. The record is from RefSeq and is a predicted model, not a curated record. Gene Ontology annotation, cellular component: SNARE complex; endomembrane system; plasma membrane. The transcript is spliced from 11 exons. Gene Ontology annotation, biological process: intracellular protein transport; vesicle fusion; exocytosis.
AUGCGCAAUCGCCCUAUGCAGUGUCCGUGUUCAUCGCCGCGGAGUUGCAAAAGCGAUGGUUCGAGACAGGCUAGAGGCCCUGCGUCAAGAGGGUAGGGUACCGUAUGACGGCUUGUCGGAAGUUGCAGUUCCCAUAGACGGCCAACCUUUCUUGUCUGAUUUGUUUGACCAGGUGGAUUAUAUCCGGGAUAGUAUCAAUGAAAUACAGGUGACGGUAGAUGAAAUCAAACAAGCGCAGAGUGCUAUCAUUGGUUCUCCUCAGCCUAAUGAAGCUGAUAGAGAAAGAUUGGAAGCAAAGAUGUCUCAAGUGAAGCGAGAUGCAAACAUGGUUAGAGGAAAGCUGAAGACUAUGGAGAAGGCACUUGAAGAAGAGCAAAGAGGACCAGCUCGACAUUCAGCAGACUUUAGGAUACGAAAGGCUCAGCAUUCCACUUUGUCUCGAAAAUUCUUAGAAAUUAUGGAAGAGUAUAAUCGUAUUCAGGUUGAGUACAGAGAAAAGUGUAUUGAACGUAUUGAAAGACAGUUGAUAAUCACCAACCAGAAUAAGACUCACGAUGAAGUUGAAGCAAUGGUAGAAGAGAACAAUUUAGGUGUCUUUACACAAGGGAUUCUUGUUGAAAAUGCUCAAAUGAAGCAGGCUUUGGGAGACAUUACUGCACGACACAAUGACAUCAUUCGACUGGAGAACAGUAUCAGAGAGUUACAUGAUAUGUUUCUGGACAUGGCUAUGCUAGUGGAAGAACAGGGAGAUAUGGUUGAUAGGAUAGAGUACAAUGUCGAGAAGGCAGCUGCAUAUGUUGAAUCGGCGAAGAAGGAAACCAGAAAGGCGUUGACCUAUCAGAGAAGUGCCAGACGUAAAAAAGUUUUUUGUGCCAUUUUGGUUGUUGUCAUUUUGGUUGUAAUUGGCGCUAUUAUAGCAGGAGCAGUGACCUCAUGAUGACUUGUAAUUUUCUCAAUAUUGUGCUGUGGUACAAGUAGACACAGGAACGUUUUGAUUUGUCUUGCACAUCAUUAGAACAUUUAAAGUGUAUAAGAAAGAGAAAGAGAGAUAAAGGGGUACAGUACAGUA